Molecule: messenger RNA, 1440 nt
Organism: Chenopodium quinoa (quinoa)
Lineage: Eukaryota; Viridiplantae; Streptophyta; Magnoliopsida; Caryophyllales; Amaranthaceae
Exons: 1
Coding region: 1-1440 (479 amino acids)
Source: RefSeq, a predicted model, not a curated record
AUGGGAGAGAAUCCUCCUCAACCAUUGUUAAGAGACUAUGACCACCCCAACGCAUUCCAACUUCGGAGUGGCAUACGUCUUCCCACCACAAAUGCAAACAACUUUGAACUUUCACCUCAACUCAUCCGUAUAAUUCAAAGCGAUCAAUUCGGAGGUAGUCCUCAUGAGUGUCCUUUUGCUCAUUUGGACAACUUUCUUGAGUUGUGUACAACCAUCAAGCAAAACAACAUUUCGGAAGAGUUCAUCCGUAUGCACAUGUUUCAAUUCUCCCUCCGUGAUAAAGCAAGACAUUGGUUGAGAACGGUUGAAGAGGGAUCAUUGAGUACAUGGGACGAAGUCACUAGAGCCUUUCUUGGAAAGUAUUGUCCUCCGGAAAAGACCGCCGAAUUAAGAAGAAAGAUCACCAAUUUCAAUCAAGACAUUGAUGAAACAUUGAGUGAAGCUUGGGAGCGUUUCAAAGAUUACACAAGGAAAUGCCCCCACCAUGGUUUUACAUCAUGGAUCAUUGUACAAAGCUUCUAUGACGGUCUUACUCCUAUUUCAAGGGCCAACCUUGAUUCCGGGGCCGGUGGUAGCCUCAAAAAGCUAUCGGUGGACGAUGCAUACAAGAUGAUUGAAGAAGUGGCCAAGCAUUAUGCAUAUGGAGGUGAUAGAAGGCAACCUCAAACAAAGAAGGGCGGAAUUCAUGAUCUUAGUGCAAUAGAUCUUAUUGCAUCAAAGUUUGAUAUGGUAGCUCACAAGCUAGAUCAAGCCACCCUCACACCCUCAAGCUCUUCCUCGCAAGUCAUGUCUUGUGAGACUUGUGGAGGAAAUGAUCACUUGUCCUCUUAUUGCAACUCAACGAAUCAAGAGCAAGCGGCGGCAAUUGGGCAAAGGAAUGAACAAUACUCCCAAUCCCACAAUCAAAGUUGGAAGCCCCAACAAAACACGGGAUGGAAGCAAUACAACCAAGGCCCCCCACAAAAUAACUACAACCAAAAUCAAACCCAACCUCAAUCUCAAAACCAACAAGCUCCAUACCGCCAUCCCAACCAAAGGGAUCAAAACCACCAAAUAUCACAAUAUAACCAACCCGCUCCUCCUUCUCCACCUCCUCAAAAGACUAGCCUUGAGUCCGUUCUUGAAACUUUCAUGACUCAACAAAUAAGGAACAAUGCGGAGAUGAAUGCAAACAUCCAACAACUCCAAGCACAUAAUAAGAUAAUGGAGAGCCAAUUAGCUCAAAUUGCACAACAAGUUGGAAGUUCAUCCUCCAAUCCUAGUGGUCACUUUCCAAGCUCAACGGUAGUGAACCCAAAGGAGCAAGCUAAGGCUAUCACUUUGAGAUCGGGAAGGGGUUAUGAGGGCCCGGUUAUGAGUGAAGAGGAGCCACAAAAGAGAGAUGAGGGAGUUGUGGUGAGAAGUGAGGAUGAUUUUGAAAAUGAAGUAGUUGAAGUUUAG